GUCAUGGGCCCCAGUUCUUGUAUGUCCUGGAACAUAGCCCAUAUUCUGUGUUUACAUGGGUGAAGUAGCUAAAUUAGGUCAUCUUUUUUCUUUCUCCGCUGUCUUUCAAAUUGAACGGGGUUUUUUCUUCACCAAAUGACGCGUCGUUUCAACAAAAGGUUAUUUUUGGAUAAAUAGUAGUUAGUUAGCAAUACAACUAGUUAGCAACUGCUUAGUUAUAGUAGCAAGCUAGUAGAUUUAGCACAAGCGGGAAUGGCUAGUUAGUUAGCUUCGUCGAUAUGCAUAAAAUAAGCUAGGCAAUUUUGCUAGUUGUAGUUGAGUUUUUUUUCUAUUUUUUAUUUUUAUUUCUAGUCAACUAGCGGGCAAACAUUCAAAACGGAUACUAACAAAUUGAUUGCCUUGCUCAAAGUAUGGGGAUGUGCUUGCCGUGCCUUGGUGGAGCUGGAGACGACGUGGUACCGACACCAGACCCAGAGACGAGGAGACGUCAGCUAGCAGAGGCAGCUGAGAAGAGACAGAAAGAGACAACCUACAGGGGUGUCAAAAACCCAGAAGCAGUUGAGAGGAAGAAAAAGAAACAGGAGGAGAUGAACAAACAAGAGAUGACCACGUCUCCGUCUGGAGGGGGAGGAGGGCUGAAGUGGCAGGUGGGCUAAAGAUCGACGGACAUGGAGAGAUUUAUGAAAGUCUCCACACUGAGGUUCAGUCAACAACAUGAAGAGUAUUGGUACCAGUUGACUUGAAAAUGCCUUUUUGGCUGUCUGUCCUUCUAAAAAUGUUCUAUUUUAAAUACAAGCUUUUUCAGAGGCAGUAGGAUAGUUUGCCAUGCUUCGCCUUGGUAUAAAGAAAGGUUCUGCUGCUCGAUGUUGGCCGUGUGCACCGCAGUACAUGCCUCCCCUAAAUGCCAAGAUGUACAAGAGAGAUGGAUCUUUGGAACGGACAGGGUGACUAUGACACAGCUAUGAGUAGCAUACAGUAUACACGCUCACAGUACAUCUAUAAACUGUACCAGGCGUCUUGCCACUCUUUCUCUGCUCUUUCCCCCUUUCGCUCUCUCCAUCUACUAGUCCUCUGCCCUCGCUCUCUCACCCCUUCUCUCACCCCUUCUCUUGCUCUCUCUCUCACCCCUUCUCUUGCUCUCUCUCUCACCCCUUCUCUUGCUCUCUCUCUCUCUCAC
Messenger RNA from Oncorhynchus gorbuscha (pink salmon), 1177 nucleotides. RefSeq names its product small VCP interacting protein. Gene Ontology annotation, cellular component: endoplasmic reticulum membrane. NCBI's taxonomy places the organism in Eukaryota, Metazoa, Chordata, Actinopteri, Salmoniformes, Salmonidae. The record is from RefSeq and is a predicted model, not a curated record. Gene Ontology annotation, biological process: negative regulation of retrograde protein transport, ER to cytosol; negative regulation of VCP-NPL4-UFD1 AAA ATPase complex assembly; positive regulation of autophagy. Bases 411 to 656 code for a protein of 81 amino acids. The transcript has 4 exons.